Molecule: messenger RNA, 963 nt
Organism: Styela clava
Lineage: Eukaryota; Metazoa; Chordata; Ascidiacea; Stolidobranchia; Styelidae
Biological process (GO): regulation of transcription by RNA polymerase II
Cellular component (GO): transcription regulator complex; nucleus
Source: RefSeq, a predicted model, not a curated record
AGGGCCCAUUCACACCAACGCAGUGCGUUGCGUUAUAUUUUGACGCAGAUGCAACGCAAUGCGCUGAACUUGUUCACACUGCGUUGCGUUGACGCAUGUCAAAAGGUCAUAUUCCGGGUGCCCGUAUUUUGGAUCAGGAACUUGAUAGGCAUUGUGUUUAAGAGCAGAGUAGGUAAGACAGCUGUUGUUUGGAUAUAAAUUUGAGACGUUUUGGCGAUUGUAUAAUGCCGUUGUAUAUCAAUGAUAGUUAUUAUUUUCAAAACAAUGAAAAAUGUACAAUGAUUUUUAUACAGAUUGAUUAGAUAUCGGUAUGGCAGGUAUGGACUUAGAACAUCUCAUAGUUGAGGUCAGAGAAAGGAAGUGUCUUUACGCUGUAAAAGAAGCAGCCUACAGGGAUACAAUUAAAAAGGGAAAGGCGUGGGAAGAGGUCGCAGAGGCGUUGGGAAGAAGUGUGACAGAUUGUAAGACCAGAUGGAGAUCUACAAAGGAUAGGUAUAGGAAAGAAAAAAGAAGGGAAUCAGAGGCUACGAGGAGUGGGGCAGCAGCAGGGGGAUAUAGAGCAUGGAAGUUCAUGGAGGUGCUAAAGUUCCUAGACGAGCACGUCGACUUUCGAACAACGUCUUCAAAUAUUGACGAGGAUGUCACUCUUGUGGUGCUCCAAGAUGGAAAUAAUGUCCAAAUGAGUGGUGAAGCUGACAACUUACCUAAUAUGAACACCAGUUGCACUACAUCAGCAUCUGAUAAAGAUGCACUUACAAAAGCGACUGAUCUUGACGAAACUAUCAUGAGUCUUGUCAACAAAGAGAGUGAUGAUGCUGAAAAAUUUGCAUUGAGCCUCGUAGAUACUCUACGCAGGCUACCAGUACAACGUUUGCAACUUGCGAAAAUUAAAAUUCACGAGCUUCUGUACAACAUCGAAUUUGGGGAAAUAUAAUUUACUUGGAACACAUUGUUUUCAAUUAU